AUGUCUUACAAUAGGCGUUGUUUUGGUUCUUCAUAUGGAUGGUUAUUCACUAUGGAAAAACCUAUGGUUAUAGUUCUCUUAAACCCUUUCAGUGGAAGAACCAUACAUCUCCCAGAAUUAAAAGAUCCUGAAAAUGUUUACCAAUUUUGGGUUGAUAAAGAUGACCACGAAUAUUUUGUUUCUAAAGGUAUAUUAUCAUCUGAUCCUUGUUGGGAUGUCGAUAAUUAUGAAGUUAUAGUUAUUUAUAGUGGCCACAGAAAAUUGGCAUCUUUCAAAUCAGGUGAUGAAACUUGGCGAUUCUUCAACUUGAAAAAAGGUUAUUUUUUCUCUGAUAUUAUUUACUAUGAUGGUCAACCCCAUGCUAUCAACGAUUUCGGGGGUCUUAUGCAUAUUGACACUGUUAGUGGUGCUGGUAAAAUGAUUAUCAAGCCAACUCAGCGUAUGGAAUGUCAGAUGACUUAUCUUGUAAAAUCAUAUGAGGGAGAUCUAUUAAUGGUUCAAAAGUUUAUGGAAGAAAAUGAGCACGAAGACUUGCAUUAUAAGGUUUCGGACUUCAAGCUUUUUAAGAUGGUACAUUCAACCAAGAUGAGAACACCAUCAAGGGUCGAAAUCAACAGCAUAGGCGAUCAAGCCUUAUUUUUGGGGAACAAUUAUUCUCUGACUGUUUCGACAUCAGAUUUUUCUGGAUGUUCAUCAAAUUGCAUCUAUUAUACCGAUCAUUAUUUGGAAUCAGGGUCACUAUGUCCCUCAUGGUCCUGA
This is a messenger RNA of Ilex paraguariensis (yerba mate), 759 nucleotides long. NCBI's taxonomy places the organism in Eukaryota, Viridiplantae, Streptophyta, Magnoliopsida, Aquifoliales, Aquifoliaceae. The record is from the annotation of a GenBank genome assembly.